Tribolium madens (black flour beetle) is the source of this 2158-nucleotide messenger RNA. RefSeq names its product flap endonuclease GEN. The coding region runs from base 249 to 2141 and encodes 630 amino acids. Gene Ontology annotation, molecular function: 5'-flap endonuclease activity; four-way junction DNA binding. Lineage: Eukaryota; Metazoa; Arthropoda; Insecta; Coleoptera; Tenebrionidae. The record is from RefSeq and is a predicted model, not a curated record. The transcript is spliced from 7 exons.
CAAUAAUAAGGCGUUUAGUGAGCCAAAAUCUAUCCUCUGGCAUGCUUUCGGGUAGCCCCCAUUAUAAUUUUUGGAAAAAACAGGCCCCCAAACAAAUAUGACGUUUCAUGCGCUUUACCACCAACUCAACCACACCAAAAUCACCAAACAGAAAAGUUUUGUGAACCAUGUGCCCCAUUUUGUCUCACCACAAACAUAAAAAUUAUCACUGUUUAGCACUUUUACAAUAAUCGAGGCUAAUAAUUUAAAUGAUUUCUUUUUUUAUUUAUUUAAAUCAAUUGAACAUCACUUCACUUCACUACCAACCUCCAAAAGAAAGUCCCCAAAUUCGAAAAAUGGGCAUCAAAGAUCUGUGGACAAUUUUAGCUCCUUUUGGGGAGCGUAAGCCCCUUUACGAACUUCAAGGCAAGACUGUUGCAGUUGAUUUAUCGUGUUGGGUGUGUGAGUCGCAAAAUGUGGCCGAAUACGCGGUCCAACCCCGGAUGUAUUUGAGGAAUUUAUACUUCCGGGCUUGUUAUUUGUUACUAAUGGACGUAAAUGUAGUUUUUGUGCUUGAAGGCCACGCCCCUGAGCUCAAAUACAAGACAAUAGCCGCUCGCAAUGCCUUGCAAUUCAAAGGGGCCAAACCCAAAACUGAGGUCAAGACCAAAGACAGGUCGAGGUUUAAUUUCACGUUGAAACGGUGCGAGGAGAUGUUGAAUUUGUUGGGGAUUGCGUGUGUGAAAGGAGAGGGCGAAGCGGAGGCCUUGUGUGCACAUUUGAAUGAAGCUGGGCUCAUUGACGGGAUAAUUAGCCAAGAUUCGGACUGUUUUGCAUAUGGGGCACGUGUCGUUUACCGCAAUUUUUCCAUCUCGCAACAAGGUAAUCAGGCUGCUAAAGGGGGCUCUGUUGACGUCUAUGACAUAAGUGUGGCAAAUGAAAGGCUGAAUUUCGGCAGGAACAAAAUUAUUGCCUUGGCGCUACUUUGUGGAAGUGAUUAUUGUGAUGGAGUCCACGGAAUUGGCAAAGACUCGGUUAUGAAAUUGUUUAAUUCGGUGAAUGAUGACGAGAUUUUGCCACGGUUGAGGUCGUGGCGCCAAAACCCGAUUUAUGAAGAGUUAGAGGCGAAAAUUUCCGAUAAAAAUCGGUGUACGUCUUGUGGGCAUUUUGGCAAACUCCAAGCGCAUGUAAAAAAGGGCUGUAUUGUGUGCAAGACAAAUCAAGGUUGCGAUUCUGGUUUUAAAAAUGAAAGACUUGAAAUCAAAAAUGAGUUAAAUAUGAGGAGCAAAGCCUUGAUUGAUCCCAAUUUCCCAGAUGAGAAUUUAAUUAAUGAGUUUCUGAGUGAGAAAAGCAAAAUUUCUAAACUAAACUUGAAGUGGCGUAGGCCAGAUUUGGUCAACUUCAUUAAAUUUACAGUCAAAUACCUGACUUGGGAGGAGAUUUACAGUUUUGAAAAAUUUUUCCCCAUUUUGACCAGGUGGCAGUUGUUACAUUUUGACGAAAUCAGUGACAAGACAGGAGGAGUUGUUUCACCAAAAUUUAUCAAAAAACGAAGGACCCUCAAAGGAAUCCUCAGUUACGAAAUAGUCUGGGAAGAUAAAUUAAAUCACUUUAGUGACUUGAUCCCUGAGGAACAGUUGGAACAAUUCGGGGAUUUGGAAAAGUUGUGGUCUACUGUGGAGCCCCAAAAUCUAGUAGAAAAAGCCUUCCCGUACUUGGUGCGUGAAUUUGAAGUGAAGAAACCUAAAUCAAGGAAAAAGAAGAAAUCUGCAAUUGAUGAAAUUGAUGACUUGUUGCAAAACAUUUCAAUCACGACACAAUCACCAGUGAAGAAGAAAACGAAAAAUAAUCACAUCCACACGUUAGAUGCCUUCUUGUGCAAGGCUUCAACUCCGAAAAAGGUGGCCCCAGAUGUGUCUUUUGACCUCAACCAGUCGAAUUUUGGCGAUGAGGAUGACUUACAAGUGUCUGAAAUCGUAGACGACAUAAUUAGAAGGGAUUUGCCCACUUAUGUGCCACAAAAUUUGGAAAAACUUGGACUGAAGUUGAAUGAAAAUGUUGAUUGUAGCUUUUUUGUGAGUGAGAUGAUUGAAAACGAUUUAUUUGAAAAGACGUUCAAGGAUUAUUUUAAUAGCGAUACUGACUCAAAUACUGUUGAUUAAUAAACAUUUUCUAGACA